Dothidotthia symphoricarpi CBS 119687 is the source of this 813-nucleotide messenger RNA. RefSeq names its product glutathione transferase omega-1. Gene Ontology annotation, cellular component: cytoplasm. The transcript has 2 exons. The record is from RefSeq and is a predicted model, not a curated record. NCBI's taxonomy places the organism in Eukaryota, Fungi, Ascomycota, Dothideomycetes, Pleosporales, Dothidotthiaceae. The coding region runs from base 1 to 813 and encodes 270 amino acids. Gene Ontology annotation, molecular function: glutathione transferase activity.
AUGGGCAAAGAUCAUCCUGAUGCGGAUUUAUAUCCCACGGCUACAGCUCUUGCUGCAAAGACUGUCGAUGCUCACAAGGCGGAACAAUCACUGAAGCUCUACUCUGGCUGGUUUUGCCCAUUUGUUCAACGCAUCUGGAUUGCUCUCGAGGAGAAGGGGAUACCCUAUCAAUACAUCGAAGUGAAUCCCUAUCACAAGCCACAGUCACUGCUCGACCUGAAUCCUCGCGGCCUCGUCCCCACUUUACAAUACGAUAACAAGCCUCUCUAUGAGAGUACUGUGUUGUGUGAGUUUAUCGAGGACGCUUUUCCAGACCAUACACCCCAUCUGCUACCCAAGGACCCGUACGACAGAGCUAGAACGCGGAUCUGGACAGAUUAUGUCGGAAGCCGAAUUAUCCCAGCAUACCACCGCUUCUUGCAGCACCAAGGGGAUGACGGUCUGAAAGAGAAACAGCAGGAAUUCCUUAACCACCUCAAAGAGUUCACAAAAGAGAUGGAUUCAGAAGGUCCGUACUUCAUGGGCAAAGAGUUCAGUCUCAUUGAUAUUGUCAUCGCUCCGUGGGCCAAUCGACUUUGGGUUUUUGAUCACUUCAAGGGCGGCUCAGGACUACCAGAAGAAGGCAAGGGAGGCGAUGAUGAGGAGACUUGGGUGAGGUGGAGGAAGUGGCUGAAGGCGGUGGAGGACAGGAAGAGCGUUAAAGAGACGCUGAGUGAGAGGGAGCAUUACUUGCCGAUCUAUCAGCGGUAUGCAGAGGACAGGGCGCAGAGUGAGGCAGCGAAAGCUAUUCGGGCUGGGAGAGGCAUGCCUUAG